Cheilinus undulatus (humphead wrasse) is the source of this 1721-nucleotide messenger RNA. RefSeq names its product syntaxin 3A (gene stx3b). Lineage: Eukaryota; Metazoa; Chordata; Actinopteri; Labriformes; Labridae. Gene Ontology annotation, cellular component: plasma membrane; synaptic vesicle; presynaptic active zone membrane. Gene Ontology annotation, biological process: exocytic insertion of neurotransmitter receptor to postsynaptic membrane; intracellular protein transport; synaptic vesicle fusion to presynaptic active zone membrane. Bases 339 to 1298 code for a protein of 319 amino acids. The record is from RefSeq and is a predicted model, not a curated record. The transcript has 10 exons. Gene Ontology annotation, molecular function: SNARE binding; SNAP receptor activity.
CGGAGAGACAGAUUAUACAGCUCUACACAACUGUUGUUUUAAUCCCCCGAGCGAGGAGAUUUAGCAAAGAAAAAACACUGGUUUUAAACCCAGCAGCCAUAUUGCAUGGAAAAACGACGGAAAGACUCGUCUAUUCAGAAAAAGUCGUUGUGUCAUACUCCUCUGCCAAGACUUUUGGGAAGUUUAUUUCUCUUUUCUGCUGGCUGUCUGUUUCUGUCGGACAGCUAGCCUGCCAGCUGGCUGAGGAAUUCAGGGAUCGGGACUAUUUUAAAAAAUUGUUUUACACACCAUUGUGGGUCUCUGUUUGGUUCAAAGGUGUAAAACUAACUGUGUGAACGAUGAAGGACCGAUUGGAGCAACUUAAAGCGACGUGUGAUCAAGAUGAUGACGAGGUGGAGAUCGCUGUGGACAAUGCAGCCUUCAUGGACGAGUUCUUCUCUCAGAUCGAGGACAUCAGGAACAGUAUUGAUAAAAUUGAUGAGAACGUGGCUGAAGUCAAAAAGCUUUACUCAGUCAUCCUGUCUGCUCCCACAUCAGAUCAGAAAACACAGGAUGAGCUGGAGGCAAUCACCAAUGACAUUAAGAAGAUGGCCAACAAUGCAAGAAACAAACUCAAGACCAUUGAGAGGAAUCUGGAGUCAGAGGAGCAGGAGAGGGUGUCAGCUGACAUGCGGAUACGUAAAUCACAGCAUGCUGUGCUGUCCAGGAAGUUUGUUGAGGUCAUGACAAAGUAUAAUGAAGCCCAGGUGGACUUUAGGGAGAGGAGUAAAGGACGCAUUCAGAGACAGCUAGAAAUCACUGGAAAAGCAACAACAGAUGAGGAACUGGAGGAGAUGUUGGAGAGUGGCAAUGCUGCUGUGUUUACUGCAGGGAUAGUGGACUCUGGCAUCUCUAAACAAGCACUGAGUGAGAUCGAAUCCAGACACAAAGACAUUGUUCGUCUGGAAAGCAGCAUCAAGGAGCUGCAUGACAUGUUUGUAGACAUCGCCAUGCUGGUGGAGAGCCAGGGUGAUAUAGUAGACAACAUAGAGCAGAAUGUAUCCAAAUCAGUGGAUCACAUUACAGUGGCACAGGAACAGACCAAAAAGGCUGUAAGGUACCAGACCAAAGCACGAAAGAAGAUGGUAAAUAUUGGUGCAGUCUAUGCUCAUCGUCAUCCUCCUCACCCAAACUCCAUCAGUUUGUUCAUCAUCCACUCCAUUCCUCCCUCCAUCAGCCACCUCCCCAAACAGGAUAUAGAUCACUCCAUACUAGAGGUCUCCAGCCCCAUAGGACCUGUGGGGAAGCAAAAAAACUGAACGCUGACAAAACUGUGUAACUCUUCAACCUUUUUCCAAUCGGAACUAACUAUCUGAGUCUGCAAGGGGUUUAAUCGGGUUGCUCUGACAAUUUAAGGAUGCUCCGCUACAGAAGAGGAAAUGAGAGUGAAGCUAACAUGAGCCACAAAAACCUGUUGUAUCUGUGUGGCUGAGAAAAGCGAACUGAAAAAUAACCGAACAAAACCUUACUCCAGUUUUGAUGAACAUUUAAUCGAGCAGCAGUUUGAAGCACCUCCUUCAUCGUCAUUUCAUCCCUCCAUGAGCCUCGAAACAUUCUGUGAUUGAAAAGCUGGCGACUGUGUUGGGAUUUUUUUGUUUUGGGAAGUUGCAGCACUUUCACAUUUCACCAUAAAUCUUAUUCCUGUUGUUAAUCAUAGAUUAUAAUGUAAAUAAUAAAACUAC